Messenger RNA from Symbiodinium necroappetens, 729 nucleotides. NCBI's taxonomy places the organism in Eukaryota, Dinophyceae, Suessiales, Symbiodiniaceae. The record is from the annotation of a GenBank genome assembly.
AUGCUCAUGGAGAUGGUGCAGCCAAUGCAGUCUCCGUUUGAUGUGGCUUCCGAGGGCCAGGUGAAAAGGUUCAUAGAGCGUGGACGAACCGUUGCGCAGAGCACAGGUCGCAUUAAUGUGCGCCGAAUACGGACGAACCACCACACCUGGUGGGCAUCCUUUUGGUCAGACCCCUUCCAUUCGGUCAUCCACCACAGCACCAUCAAGAUUAUGGCCUUCUUUUGUGCAAGCUACUUAUUCACGCACCUGCUCUUCUCACUGGUAUACUACAUGGUGGACGAGUCUUGUGAUCUGCAGAUAAAGUCUCUGCUGGAUGCCAUGUAUCUCAGCUUGGAGGUUGGUAUGACGAUUGGAUGGGGUUUGCCCGGGUCUCCUUACAUGAAGCAGAGAGGAGCCAGGCACGGCUGCUUCAGUGGUGUUGGGAUCGUUUACCUCCACACCUUGACAAUGAGCAUGCAAAAUGCCCUGAUGAUCGGCCUGAUCUACUGCCGCAUGUCACGGGGAACCAGCAGUGGGCCCCUUUUAGCCGCCGAUCGGGUGUGGAGUGGGCUGAUGGAUGCUCUCUUCUACCAGCAUUUGCAAGGACUUACGAAAGAGUACGAGCGGCUGGUGCAGGAGAAGGCAGAUUUGGCAAAGCUCUUCAGUGAUGCAUCAUCUGUUGUGUUGCCGGCUCAGCCACGUCCAGUGGUCCUGGACCGUGAGGGAGCUGGAAGCGUCAUCUCACACAAG